Molecule: messenger RNA, 614 nt
Organism: Staurois parvus
Lineage: Eukaryota; Metazoa; Chordata; Amphibia; Anura; Ranidae
Source: the annotation of a GenBank genome assembly
CUGUAUGGCCUCCCAUUGCUGCUGCCAGGCCCGUAAUCUGCCAUGGGCCCCCGUACCGACUCCUCAUGCUGCUGCCAGGCCCGUAAUCUGUCAUGGGCCCCUGUACCGCCCUCGGCAUGCUGCUGCCAGGGGUUCCCAGAAGUGUGUCAUGGGUCCCUGUACGGCCUCCCAUUGCUGCUGCCAGGCCUGGUAAUCUGUCAUGGGCCCCUGUACCGCCUCCUCAUGCUGCUGCCAGGCCCGUAAUCUGCCAUGGGGCCCCUUACCGACUCCUCAUGCUGCUGCCAGGCCCGUAAUCUGUCAUGGGCCCCUGUACCGCCUCCUCAUGCUGCUGCCAGGUCCAGAGUGUGUCAUAGGUCCCUGUACGGCCUCCCAUUGCUGCUGCCAGGCCCGUAAUCUGCCAUGGGCCCCCGUACCGACUCCUCAUGCUGCUGCCAGGCCCGUAAUCUGUCAUGGGCCCCUGUACCGCCUCCUCAUGCUGCUGCCAGGUCCAGAGUGUGUCAUGGGUCCCUGUACGUGCCUCCCAUUGCUGCUGUCUCCAUCGCCACACUCCUGCCAUGUGCCACUUUCAGGUCUCCUCACACUGCUGGUGGGUUCCAUUUUGUCAUAGGGUGCUG